AUGCAUCACCUCCAACUCCUAUCAAUAAUCCUCGCCAUCGCAACCCCACUGGCGGGGUCCGUCCCAGCCCAACCCCAAGCCCGGGAUCAAAACGCACCACAAGUAUACAAAACAACAGACAAUUUCCCACUCGCAAACCCAGGAAACAUCGCAGCCCACGACCCAAACAUCAUCCUGCACGACGAGCACUACUACCUCUUCAAAGGCGGGAUCAACAUCCCAAUCUUCAAGGCAGCCAACAUAUCCGGCCCAUGGGAACAGCUCGGCACAGUUCUUGCUGGCGACAGCAUAAUCCCAAAAGACAACCGGUCACGACCAUGGGCACCAACCACAAUCGAAAAAAACGGCACAUUCUACUGCUACUACACGCUGAGCACGAGAGGGUCCCGCAACAGCGCGAUUGGCGUCGCAACGACUACAGCCCUAGAUGGCAGCCCCUGGACCGACCACGGCGUUGUCAUUAACACGGGCAAGGGCACUGGUUCUGGGGUGUGGCCGUAUACGAUCACUAACGCUAUCGAUGCGUCUUUCAUCAUUGACCAGGACUCUGGCCAGGCGUAUCUCAAUUACGGAAGCUUCUGGCAGGAUAUAUGGCAGGUCCCGCUGGCGAAUGAUCUCCUUUCUGUCAAGGAUGCGGGCAAGCCAGAUGCGGUGCAGUUGACGUUUAUCCCACAUGCGGACUCUAAGCCCGAGGAAGGCUCGUGGAUGAGCUUUCGAGAGGGGUACUAUUAUGCUUGGUUUAGUCAUGGGAAUUGUUGUAACUUCAAGGACGGGUUCCCCGCGCGUGGGAAGGAGUAUAGUAUUCGCGUCGGGAGGUCGAAGAGUGUGCGUGGUCCUUUUCAGGAUAGGGAGGGGAAAUCGUUGCUUGAUGGUGGUGGCACGGUGGUUUAUGGCUCUAAUCAUGGGGUUGUGUAUGCACCUGGUGGCCUGGGUGUCUUGGCUGGGAAGAAUACUUCCGUGCCGGAUAUUCUCUACUAUCAUUAUUUGAAUACGUCAAUUGGGUUUAAGCAUGGGCAAGCUCGGCUCGGCUGGAGCUAUUUGGACUAUGAGGAUGGGUGGCCGGUGCCUGCUGGAGGCCGAAAUGCCACAAUCAAUGCUGCCUUCAUUUAUGGACCUCGAGUUCCUAGCUGGGGUUAUCUAGUAGUCAUUUUUGGUAGGAGAAGUUCCAAUUUUCAUGUGUCUUAUGCUAAUAUCUGA
Molecule: messenger RNA, 1197 nt
Organism: Penicillium expansum
Lineage: Eukaryota; Fungi; Ascomycota; Eurotiomycetes; Eurotiales; Aspergillaceae
Exons: 2
Coding region: 1-1197 (398 amino acids)
Biological process (GO): carbohydrate metabolic process
Molecular function (GO): arabinan endo-1,5-alpha-L-arabinosidase activity
Source: RefSeq, a predicted model, not a curated record